Molecule: messenger RNA, 7199 nt
Organism: Micropterus salmoides (largemouth bass)
Lineage: Eukaryota; Metazoa; Chordata; Actinopteri; Centrarchiformes; Centrarchidae
Product: c-Maf inducing protein
Exons: 21
Coding region: 626-3064 (812 amino acids)
Cellular component (GO): nucleoplasm; cytosol
Source: RefSeq, a predicted model, not a curated record
GUAUCACAUGAACGAGCGGGGACCAAUCGGCGCUGUCGGAGAGUGCUGGCUCCUUGACACCAAGAUAGGGGGAAAAGACUGAAUAAAAGGAAACCGUGCCAGCGAUCCUGUAAUGACCACAAAACCCCACGGAAGAGCCUACAGCUGCCGCCAUUGGAUAUUUUGCCCUUUUUUCAUUACUCCCAUGCGUUCCUCGGUGUGGAUUAUUGUGUUUGGCACCGGGGCGGACGGAAUGGAUAAGGCCAUGGCCCUAACAUAUUGAAUAGCUCGUUGGUGGUGGUGGGGGGAGGCGAGAGGCGCACAGUGGAGACAAUUUAUGGGGCAUUGUGCGGGGAGGAAAAUGGUGGAUUAUACGAUACGAUACGAUAUCCUACCGUAAGACACUGUUUGGUGGCAUUUCUGUGCCUGUCUUGGCCGUGUCUAUAGUAACUGAGGUCGUGUUAUAGCGGUUGGUAGGUAGGUACCCCCCACCUUCCCCCUUGCUCCAGCUCGAUCAAAACGACCUGAUCUUUCUAUUUUUCAUAUACAUGUAGGAUUCUUGGAUCGUUGUGACGCGUUCGCCCCCCCUCCCCCUUCCCCCCCGAGAGCAACAUUUGGAAACAAUAAACUGUUGGAUUACUUAAGUAUGGAUUUCAACAGCGGCGGAGGGAGCAACGAGCUGCACAACAACCAGUUUUAUCAGUGCGAGGAGAACAAGCCUCUGCUGGGGGAGAUGUCGGAGGGGAAUAAUAACACCAAGCUGGGCGCAGGGCCGUGCAAGAGGUCCCUGCACCACUGCAGCAGCAGCGGGAUGCGAUACAAGCUGCUCCACGAGGGGGACAUCCAGGUGUGCGUGGUCAAACACCCCCGCACCUUCCUCAGCAAGAUCCUCACCUCCAAGUUCUUGCGGAGAUGGGAGCCGCACCACCUCACGCUCACAGACAGCAGCCUGACCUCGGCUACCCCCACGGGUUACAUGGAGACGUCGUUGUCCUACAGCUCCAUAGAAGACCUGCAGCUCCUCUCAUGGGACAACGCUCCAAAGUACUGUGUCCAGCUCAGCUUCCCUGGUGGCACCGUCCUGCUGCAGGCUGCAAACAGCUACUUAAGGGACCAGUGGUUUCACUCCCUGCAGUGGAAGAAAAAGAUCUACAAGUACCGCAAGGUCCUGAACAACCCGAGCCGCUGGGAUGUGGUGCUGAAGGAGAUCAGAGCGCUGGUAGACAUGGCUCUGACCUCACCGCUGCAAGACGAGUCCAUCCACCAGGCCCCCCUGCACAUCAUCUCCACCCUGCUGGCUGAGAACUCUAACCUCAGCACUCAGGAUCAUGAGAACAUCAUAGUGGCCAUUGCUCCACUUCUGGAAAACAACCACCCACCACCUGACCUGUGUGAGUUCUUCUGUAAGCACUGCCGGGAGCGACCACGGUCGAUGGUCGUGAUUGAAGUGUUCACUCCUGUGGUCCAGAGAAUUCUCAAACAUAACAUGGAUUUUGGAAAGUGCCCUCGACUUCGUCUCUUCACUCAGGAGUACAUCCUGGCUCUCAACGAGCUGAAUGCUGGGAUGGAGGUCGUGAAGAAGUUUGUCCACAGCAUGCACGGGCCAACAGGGCAGUGCCCUCACCCACGUGUCCUGCCAAACCUGGUUGCAGUGUGUCUCGCUGCGAUUUAUUCCUGUUAUGAGGAGUUCAUCAACAGUCGGGACAACUCCCCCAGCCUGAAGGAGAUCAGAAACGGCUGCCAGCAGCAGAACGACCGUAAACCUCCGAUGCCACUCCGCCUGCUGCGUCCUGAGCCUCCUACACCGCCUCCUGCUACCAUCCUCCCCCUGUCCACUAACCCCAGUCCCCCUCAGCCACCUCCCCCCGCCGCCUCAAAUCCCACCACAUCCAUUCCCGUCUCCUCCUCAACGCCCUCCCUGCCCCUCUCCCCUCCUCCCUCUGUUGUCAACUCCAGCGAGAUCCUGGUGGAGCUGGAGCGAAACAACAACUCGGCCAACGCCAGGCGGAAGGGCGGACCGUCGGGGGGUGACAGCGAACCCAACCUCAUCGACUGUCUGCUGGUCAGCCCGGCCGUCAACACUCUGUCCAUCCAGCUGCCAGCGCAGGCCGACCGAGUGCUGGGCUGCUUCGCCCUCAUCCUCAAGAUGCUGUCGGACUAUGAUGACUGGAGACCUGCUCUGGCCAGCCUGCUGCAGCCCAUCCCCUUCCCUAAAGAGGCCCUCGCACAUGCCAAAUUCACAAAGGAACUGAAGUAUGUUAUUCAGAGGUUUGCGGAGGACCCAAGGCAGGAGGUCCAUUCCUGCCUACUCAGCGUGCGUUCUGGUAAAGAUGGCUGGUUCCAGCUCUACAGUCCAGGAGGUGUUGCCUGUGAUGACGAUGGAGAGCUGUUUGCCAGUAUGGUUCAUAUCUUGAUGGGCUCCUGCUAUAAAACCAAGAAGUUCCUGCUCUCUCUGGCUGAAAACAAGCUGGGUCCCUGCAUGCUCCUGGCCCUGCGUGGAAACCAGACCAUGGUGGAGAUCCUGUGUCUGAUGCUGGAGUACAACAUCAUUGAGAACAAAGACACCCAGCUGCAGAUCAUCUCCACCCUGGAGAGCACCCAGGUGGGCCUACGCAUGUACGAGCAGCUCUGUGACCGACAGAGAGAGCUCAAAGAACUGCAAAGAAAAGGAGGCCCCACCCGGCUGACUCUUCCCUCAAAGUCCACGGAUGCUGACCUGGCCCGCCUGUUGAGUUCAGGUUCUUUUGGGAACUUGGAGAACCUGAGCCUGGCAUUCACCAACGUCACUAGUGCCUGUGCUGAGCAGCUCAUCAAGCUGCCUUCACUCAAACAGCUCAACCUUUGGUCCACACAGUUUGGGGAUGCAGGGUUGAGGUUGUUAUCGGAGCAUCUGGCCUGUCUUCAGGUUUUGAACUUGUGUGAGACGCCCGUCACCGACGCUGGCCUGCUGGCUCUCAGUUCCAUGAAGAGUCUGUGCAGUCUGAAUAUGAACAGCACCAAGCUCACAGCUGACACAUAUGAGGACCUCAAGGCCAAACUUCCCAACCUGAAAGACGUUGAUGUUCGGUACACAGAGGCCUGGUGAUCAACCAUGCUCACACACCCCUCAUACAUAACCAGACACACACACAAACAUAUGCACACACUGCACACAGGCUCAGAUACGUACCAUGAAAAUUGCGGUGAUGUCCUCUCCAUCGCCACCAUCAUUAGACCAGGAACUCUGACAUCAUCCCAGCAUGAGGAUCACCUGACCAGAACAUCGCUGACACAUUUACGUCAGAGGAGCAGCCUUCAUCAGCUUCAGACGGCAUCACUAACCCCUGUAGUGACGCCAUCACCAGGAAAGAACUGUCUAGUCAGCUUCAGCAUCACUUUUUUCUAAAUGAGAAAUCUUUAUGGACCUCGUUGCUCCCCUUACUUCUGUCACGGAUGUUCCGAGGACCUUGUUUUUACCGACUUGGGGGCAUCUGAGGACAUGCAAAGACCCGCUAUGUUGUGACACAAGGGACCCUUUUCUCUCUCUGUCUUUAUCCUGUGCCCUGUCUUUCAUAUAUGGUCUCUCGGUUUUCAUAUUUAGUUUCAAUCCAGCUCCCCGGCCGUUGCCCUCCCACCUCUGUGUGUCCGUGUCGUGAGGAAAACCUGAAUCGACCCUCUCCCCUCAGAGCCUUCCUCUCUUUUUCUCUCAUGCGAUGAAGGCUGGAUACAGCAGCUCACAUUCCAGUUCUUCUCUGAUCUGACCCACAGUGUAGCUCUCCAAAGGGACACGUUGAGCUGUUCAUCACUCCGGUCCUCACUCUCGCGCUCUUUGGCUCGAGCUUUCAGGUUCAGAUUCCAGUCUUUUCAAGUCUUUCAUUGGGAAAAUGAGGUGCUACCUCUGAGAAAAGAACAGUUGCAAGACUGUGCCUAUUCCUCAUACACGACACGUUCACACACACACACACACAAAAAAAAAAAAAAGGUUUUUAUCAACUUGAAUGAACAUAUUUUUCCAGACAUCUGUGCUUUCAUAUACUGUGCGUUUCUAUAUAAAACAUAUAUAUGAAGAAAAGCCCAGUGAUGACAUUUCAGAAACAUUGCGGGAGCUCUGCAGGAACAUUAAACGACGAUGGCAACAUUUGUUCAUUUUUCAUUUGUUUUCAGUGUACAUGCCCAUUACUAUUUAAUAGGACAGUUGUGUAGCAGUAGCUGGGCGGUCUGGGACUGCCUAAUAUUUAUAAGUUGUCUCUUUAAAGCCUCCUUUGCUCUCUCUCUCCUGGAUUUGUCCCACAGUAAUGAAGUACACAGGUCCUGUUGUCUUUUUUGCAACAUAUAACACAAGAAGCCAACCAAGAGGACGCCCAAACAUGGAUCUCUCUGUACCAUGCCAUGGUGUCAAUGUAGACCUGUAAAGUGGAUUGCAGUUAAUCUAAAGUGGACCUGUAAACAACCAGCUGAGAGUUGUAUAUUUUCGUAUCCUCUGUAAUUUGAGACGGUUUUGAAAAGAAGAAAGGACUCUUGCCAAACAUCUGUAUCGGCUUUAGUUUUUGUUUUGUGCACUUGUUUCAUCAGGCUAACAUGAGCAUUGUCUCAUUACUGAUUGGUUUAUCAAGUGGAACCUGUCCUGUGGAGAGACACUGACACUGUUUGGAUUCACGUAUCUGACCGCCCCACCACCACCACCACCACCCUGCUGAGGUCAAAGUAAAGAGUGGCAGUGCCUCAGGUGGAGCUGUGGAUGAGUUGCCUAUUGUUAUGUUUUUAAUCUGUCACAGCACCUGUUUUGAAUUGUUCUGCUGUAUUUAUAUUAUGCCAUAAUACAUAGGUGACAUUUUUAGGCUGUGUGGAUGAAUAAUUCUCAUCAGAAGAUGGGACAAAAUUAGUGCACAUAUUCUAUCGUAAUGAGCUAUAAGGGACAAUGAUUGGAAAAAGGCACCUUUCGGCCAUAUUUGUCUGUCUACAUUCCCUCAAAAUGUUGCCUGUUUAUUGUUGCAACAUUUCAUAUGAUGCGGUAACUGCCCUGACACACUGCAAGUCUCUCAGAAUCUCUUGUCCCUCUCUGUCUAGAUUUGUCUUGUUUCAGUGGCCCUAGAAAACACAAGACAAGUCAGAUUUCCACCCUUUCUUCAGUCAGCCUCGCUCUGACUGCAUCCAUCCAUUUUAUUUAUUCAUGUCGACCUCCAGAACGCUCCAGAUGUUUGUUGAAUCAAGGCAGAAGCUGCAGCAGAGGACAUGAUGCCGUCCGCAUAGAGAUGCUUUAUUUCCUAUUUAUUGGGUGCCAUAACAGAAUCCUGUUUGGCCUGUAGACUCGGUUUGUGUACGACCAUCUUUGGGUCUAGCUUUUAGGACCUUGUGCUCUCUUUCGUAUCCUGUAUAAUGUAUAUACAAGUGUAUAUAGUUGUCUCCUCCCUUCCUCUCUUUGAACCCCUUUUUUCCUUCAUCUUUUCUCUAUUUCUCUCGGCCUCCCUUCAGCGGCAGGCUGGUGUUGCCUUCAUGUUUGUGUGGUUGUUUUUUUCACACAAAAGUGCACUGUAAUCUAACAAAGUAUGUUUUCAUAAUAUCUUUUAAGUCUUUGAUUUGAUCACUUUAAUCAAACAUUUAGUGUACUACUCGUUUAGUUUUUAUUUGCAUGUACAUGUUGCUGCGUCAUCUGGUCUUUUUAUUUUGUAAUUUAGUUUUAUAAAUAUGAUAAAGGGUCUGAUCACUAUCUCACUGAGGUUAGGGACUGAAAUGGAGAGAUCCCUACUAUUUUCUGAUUGUCUGGUUGUUGACAGGAUCUACCCAUGAGCCUUGACAGGUCCUGUUGGUCGAAGCAGUUUGGGUUCGAUUGAUAUUGAUUUUCUGAAAAGCCAAUACCAGUAAUAGUACUUUAACAUUUUAGUUUGACUAUAUUCAUAUCAAAAAGUGCAAAUACUUCUUGUUUCCCCGAGUAUGUUGUUGUAAUCCUGCCAGACAAAAAUAUCAGAGGUGGACCUCACUGACCGGCCAUUAUCUUUUUUAAUAAAGUUGUUGGUUCCAUGCAUCAGCAAACUGAUAAUUCAGUGCAACUGUAGUUUUGUUUUAUCGUUGAUGUUGUCUAAGUAUGAAAGUUUUAAAGGAAUAGGCUUACUCGCUUUUCUGAUGGGAGUUAGAUGAGAAGAUUGAUAAUGUCAUGUCCAUCCAUUUAAUAUGAAGCUACUGUCAGCAUCUUGUUAGCUUAUCUUUAGCAUGAAGAUUGGAAACAGGUGGAAACAGCUUGCCUGACUCUGUCCAAAGUCCUCGUACCAGCAUCUCUAAAACUCACUGAAGACCAUAUUAUAUCUUGACGUGGAAAACGUCUCUCUGCUGGUUGGCAGGCAACCUCACGGUGAUGACAAGACUCCAGGAAGUCUCUGCACCAAGGAGUAGUCCAGAACAUAAAUCCCAAUGUGUCGUCUUCACGCUUUAGAGGUGCUGCUUUGAUUUUGUUAUUUUUGGACGGAUCCAGGUUAGCUGUUUCCUCUGUAGCCCAAUCCUUAAUGUGCAGACAUGAGAGUGGUAUUGAUUUUUCUAUCUAACUCAGCGAAUAAGCAUAUCACCAAAAUGUCAAACUACUCCUUUAAAGAAGUGGGCAGACUCGGGGAAAAUUCUGUCACUAAAACUCAUCCCACAGUUUUUAGGCCAUUAUGAGCUGCCUCUAGUCCAAACUGUGAGCCUGGGGGCCAGCCUGUUGAGGUUAUAAUGGAAGGUUUUUGUAUUACUGUAGAACAUGUAAUGGUUGAAUAGAAAUGCCUCUUCUGUUCUGUCAUGUCUCCGUAUCCUGUGGAGCUCACUGUGCUUUGCUUUCCAUUGCCAUCCUGAUUCCUCCCUCUUGUCGAUUAUCUCCGAUGUUUUUUACUCUACACAAACUGUAAAGAGUUUCUACCAUGUCCAAGUUGUGCACAGCUGUGCUCAAGUCUUAACAGUUGUUAUGGAAGGAACAGAGUCAGAUGCAGCACAGCCUGACACGUCUGACAGACUGAAGAAAAUCUACUCUAUUUCCCAUAGUUCCUUGUAGUAAAAUCUUUUUUUGGCAGCUGGAAAAUGGGUGCCCAUCAUAUUUCUUUCUCUUUUUCAGUCUUUAUGCUUUGAUCUGCUUCUCCUGCUGGGUUAUUAUUAUUAUUAUUAUUGCUGCUGCUCUGUGGCUGUUGUAAUAAAAAUACAAAAGAUCUUCAACAGGAAAAAUAACAACUAUGAUGUGAAAUAAUUUCAAUCAAAAAUAAAUUGUCUGUGAAUAUGUUUCA